Messenger RNA from Erigeron canadensis, 1016 nucleotides. Its product is annotated as E3 ubiquitin-protein ligase RHF1A-like. The record is from RefSeq and is a predicted model, not a curated record. NCBI's taxonomy places the organism in Eukaryota, Viridiplantae, Streptophyta, Magnoliopsida, Asterales, Asteraceae. The coding region runs from base 1 to 858 and encodes 285 amino acids. The transcript is spliced from 6 exons.
AUGGGAAGAUCUGUUCUCAAGCGCUCCCGUGUGGAUCUUGGCGUGGCAAGUCAAGUUUUGAUCGGGGAUAUGAACCCUGGACACGAUUCAUCAGCAACCGGGCAAUCUUGUCUUUUCGUUACUGAAUUGCAUUCUGAAACAAAGGUUAUCGAUGUUUCUGAUACAGACGAGCAAGUUAUUAGAAGUUUUGAGUCAGCUAGCAGUAUGCGCUAUGGUAAGAGAAGGAACAGGGAAAGACUUUCACGAGCUGGCUCUUCUACAGCAGAUGUGGCAAUUCGGCAGGAAAUAUAUACCCCACUUGAAGAGUUUCACAGUUUAGACUAUGUUUUAUCCCGUGAUACUUUAGCGAGUUCUAGCUCAAUGUCCACUUCCAUUGAUCAAACUUUCCUUUCCGGUGGUUCAUCCACCACUACUGUGACUCCGGACAAUAGAGAUUGCACUAUAAAAUCUAGAGUUAUCAAUAGCCAGUCACCAAAUGGUAGCCCAGGAAGACCCAUAGCUGCUGAUAUGCAUGCAUUCUCUGAGUCUGUUAAAUCCAAGUUUUCUGCUGCUUCAGCCAGGUAUAAGGAAUCAAUCUCUAAAAGCACCCAAAGUUUAAAAGAGAAAUUACUGGCUACAAAUAGUCCAGUUAAAGAAUUAAGCAGAGGAGUUCAGCGAGAAAUGAGUGCGGGAAUUGCUGGAGUUGCUACAAUCUUUGAACGGUUGGACCCUACUUUAAAAAGAAGCAGUGAUGGAGUAAACUCAAACCUUUUUAAAGGGAAAUGUACACAGGAUAAUGUAAUAGCUUCACCUGUUCAUGGAAACUCUGCUGAUGCUAUUGGAAAUGUGAGUUCGAAUUUAGGAACUAUGCAUCUCUAACUGGUUUCAGGGUGUCUGCCUGUCUGGUCUGCGCAGGAUCUGAUGACCGUUGCACUUGUGAAAGAAAGGUUACUGUCGAGUUCCUUCUACAUGGGAGAUAUAGCAAAGUGACGUACACUAAUGUGUGAAUCUACCAUCAUAUCGAUGGGUGAAAUUUG